CGAUUCAACUUCACUGCUCCGUGUGUGCAAUUGGUUCCCAAAUUUCUCCCGCGGACCCCUAAUUGUCUCCAAAAUCAAUCACCGUCCGUUUGAGAUUUUUCUCAAUGGGAAAGUGGAAUCACCGAUCGAGAUACAACCGUCGCAGAUCUCCUGAGCGAUGGUACAGCGAACGUCACUCUUCUUCUUCUUCUUCUUCUUGUGGUUAUGGUGAAGAAGAUGGGAUUCCAGUAUGGGAAAAGAGAUUCUGUGAAGUGAUUGGAUCAGUACCAUGGCAAAAAGUGGUUGAAGCUACUGACUUUAAGAGCUGGUAUAGUGGUAAUGUUAUCACUUGGAACGAUUCAGCUUGCGAAGAGACUUUUCAUAGUGAGAAGAAGAGGUUUUGGUCUCGUGUUAAUGGUCUUCGUUGUGAUGUUUCUCUUCCUGAUCCGGAUCUUUAUAUUAGUGGAGUUGAUUGGGAUACUUUUGUUGACCCUGAACUCAUUAGGGAUUUAGAAACUGCUUACUUUGCUCCUCCUGAUGCCGAGGUAGAGUGUGGCUUUAAACGUGGGCGGCGAGAUAGGAAUUGGAGUGGUUGUGACUUAGUAGUGCCUGUUGAAGAGACUCCAUGGGAAGACAGUGCGUUGGGAAAUAGAUCGAAUGGUUGGAAUCUAUCAGAGAGUGGUGCUGAUCAUCCAAAAGAUAGGGUGAGUUAUUUGGAAGCCAAGCCUAGCUGUGGAAAUGAGAAAGCAAAUGAUUCAACAUCUUGGGGUUGUUGGACGACUGAGGCUCAGAGGGAGAACCAGUGGAAAACUAAAGAUAGGGUUAAUGGCAGUUGGGAGAACUCAGGUCAGGGAAACGAUGAUAAUUCAGGGCACCAAAACAAGAAAGCGAGAGGUUCUGAGAGUGUACCAGCUGAAGAGUAUGAAAUGCUUGACAAUCCUUGGGAAGCCAAGCCUAGUUGUAGAAAGGAGACAGCUAAAGAGACCACUUGGGGAGGUUGCUCUGGCAAGGGAUGGGAGGAUAGAGGUUGGAAUAAUGAAUCUUGGGGCAGUGGCGGAUGGGAAAACCAGGAGUGGUCUAGUAAGGGAUAUAGUCGUGAUAGAGGUUGGAACAAUGACUCUUGGGGCAGUGGUGGACGGGAAAACCAGGAGUGGCAUAGUAAGGGAUAUAGUCGUGAUAUUCGGGAGCCAAAGGGUUAUAAUCCAUGGAAAGCUGGUUUUGUGCCUGACAAUACAGCUUUGAGAGAUCAUAGGGCAAAUGCAGGCGGUUGGCAAACACGACGAGCGACUGAGACAAAGCAAGGAAAUUGGAAUGUGAAAAGAUCAAGUGAUGGUUGGGGUGGGCAAAACAAGGAAAGAGAUAAGGUAUAUGGACACCAUUCUAAAUACAGAAACCCUUGGCCUAGAAGAGAUGAUUAUCAGAACAGGAGGGUCCAUUUCUCAGCUAAGUAACUCAAACGAUCCAUUUUUUUUUUUUUUUCAUGUAGUUUUGUGUUUGGAGUAUUUAGCUUCUUGUGGUAUGUGCAGACAAGUGUAGUUUAAGCUUAGCUAUUGACCUUCCAAGGUAACUCAAAGGCAGGGUUUUUUUUUUUUUUUGUUUCCAACUCAAAAUUAGCAUAUAUGUAGAUUAUAUACGAGUACCCUUUUGUGAUGAUAAUGUUCGACACAUACUUGACUAUUCAAGGUUUUUGGCUUGCCUUU
This is a messenger RNA of Camelina sativa (false flax), 1679 nucleotides long. RefSeq lists its product as uncharacterized. The record is from RefSeq and is a predicted model, not a curated record. Lineage: Eukaryota; Viridiplantae; Streptophyta; Magnoliopsida; Brassicales; Brassicaceae.